Molecule: messenger RNA, 1646 nt
Organism: Elgaria multicarinata webbii
Lineage: Eukaryota; Metazoa; Chordata; Lepidosauria; Squamata; Anguidae
Gene: MRPL38
Product: mitochondrial ribosomal protein L38
Exons: 9
Coding region: 32-1174 (380 amino acids)
Cellular component (GO): mitochondrial large ribosomal subunit
Source: RefSeq, a predicted model, not a curated record
UUCCAGGCGGUGCGACGCCGGAGCCGGCGAAAUGGCGGCACUUAGGUUAAGCGCCGUGCUGCAUGGAAUACGAAGGGGCAGAAGUUUUAGCAGUACUGCUGUUCUCUGUAAGCUGGGAGUACCUCUGGGACCAAUGCCUAAUGAAGAUAUUGAUGUCAGUAACUUGGAGGCAUUGGAAAAGUACCGCGUCUUCACUCGCUACUUCAAGGUAGCAGAAAAAGAGAAUAAGAAGCCUCACUGGUGGCCAACCUACAAGAAACACAUCACUGCUCAGCAAGUGGAAGAGGCAAAGAUAGACAUUGGCCUAACUUCUCAUACGCCAUCACGGAGAAAAGAACUUAAGAACAGAAAAGCUAUACUGAAACAAAAUUACAACAGUGUGGAACUGGAAAGUGCAUCCCGUCUCAGGACACUGUUGGUUCCACUUGAUGAUGUCAAAGCUGAAUGGGAGAAAAUAAGUGGCCCAUAUCACAGGCAACGAGUAGCAGAACACUAUGGACUAUACCGGGACUUGUUUGAUGAUGCCACAUUUGUUCCCCGAGUUCUUCUAAGAGUGGAAUACAACCAGGAUGAGGAACACAUUAUGCCAGUUUAUCAUGGGAAUGUCGUCACACCCACAGAGGCGUUUAAUCCUCCCAAAGUCUCAUUUGAAGCAGCUGAAGGAUCUUUAUGGACCCUGCUUCUCACUAACCUGGAUGGGCACCUGCGUGAUACAGAUAUGGAGUACAUCCACUGGUUGGUGACAAACAUUCCAGGCAACCAAAUAGAGGCAGGCAAUGAGAUUUGCCACUACUUCCCUGCAUUCCCUGCCAAAGGAACUGGAUACCAUCGCUAUGUUUUCCUUCUCUUCAAACAACUCCAGCCCAUUGAUUUCACUGAAGAUGUGCGGCCAACACCAUGCCACAGCCUCAAGAUGAGAACUUUCAAAACAUUUGACUUCUACAAGAAACAUCAGAAUCACAUGACGCCAGCAGGGCUGGCAUUUUUCCAGUGCCAGUGGGAUGAUUCUGUUACACGGGUCUUUCACCAGCUUCUCAACAUGAAGGAGCCAGUGUUUGACUUCGUGCGGCCCCCCAAAUAUCACCCCAAACAGAAGAAGUUCCCACACCGCCAGCCUCUAAGGUAUCUUGACAGGUACAGGGACAGCGAUGAGCCCACUUAUGGCAUUUACUGAGGUGCCUGACAUUUGCCUUCUCAAGGAGACCCUAAACAGAGCAGCCACUGUGCAACAAAGAGUCCUUCUGAAGAACAGUUCAUGUGUCGGAACAGGAAAUUGAAGUGUAAGAGCCACAGUUGGAUUUAAUUUAAAUCAUCACUCUUACCUACCACUUAGAAGAAAAUGUUAGAAGAUGUGUGAAAGUGUUAUGAAUGGAUCCAUCCUUGCAGUGAAGAAACAGCCUAGCUGUGCCAACAUGUCUAGGACUAUUUAGAAGUUGAGCUCCCCCUCUGCUUUCUCAGGAGCCAAAUUGUUCCAAGCAAGGCAAUUUGUUUUGUUGCUAAACCAUUGCACCAUCUCAGCAAACUACUCUCACCUGAAUUGGAUUGGAUAAUAUAUAAAAUGUUGCCAAGCAUUCAUUUGCUACUGAAUGCUGGACUGUGUUUUUUCCGCAAUCUUUAAUGUAUGAAUAAACAUGCUUUUAAAAUCA